CUGCAAUUUGACCCAUGUGAGUUUCUCUCUCUUCCUCUUUCUCUCUCUUCUACUUCUGUUGGUGAAGGACUGAAAAAUGGAGACAAUUUCACAACCAUGAUAUUACUGGCUAGGAACGUGCAAGUUCUUAGACCUGAUUUUUCAUCCCAAGAUGUCACGUUGAGCUAGUAUCAAUUAUAUAGAUGGAGGUGAAAACAGAAAGAAGUAGACCAAUUGCAGUAUUUAUGGCCUUUGGCACAAAGGGUGAUGUCUACCCUAUUGCUGCAGUAGCUGCAGCCUUUGCCUGUGAUCAAUGGAACUAUGAAGUGAUUUUCAUCAGUCACGCUGCCCAUCAGGAUUUAUCUGCACACUUGGCUGAAAGCAAUAUAAGAUACACUCCUGUUUCUUCUCCACCAGUUCUUCCUCCUCCAGAAAGUGAUGAGAAUGAAAAGUCUGUCGCUCUGUCGUUUUGUAGCCAGAAACAUAUCAUGACCAAGGAACAUAGACGAGAGUGUCUAUCCAUUAUGGAAAGCAUCUUUGGAGAUGGGCUAAACAUUGAGGGUGAUUUUGUUUCAAUUAAUUUUUUUGCAUUGGAAGGAUGGAGUCUUGCUGAACAGUUUCAUGUUCGGUGUGUUGUUGCAGCUCCCUAUGUUGUAAACUAUACAGCCCCUUCUUCAUUUCAGAGGCAGUUCAGAAGAGAACUUCCACUUCUUUAUCAAUACCUUCAAGAGGCUCCUUGUGGUAAACUCGGCUGGAAAGAUGUGAUUCAUUGGAUGUGGCCACUUUUCUCCGAAGAUUGGGGAUCGUGGAGGAGGGAUGAACUGUAUCUUAGCCCUUUGCUUUUUACAGACCCAGUGACAGGCCAUCCUAUGUGGCAUGAAAGGCCUUCAUCUCCUUUACUAUUGUACGGAUUCAGCAGAGAGGUUGUUGAAUGUCCUGAUUAUUGGCCUUCAAACUCUCGUGUUUCUGGGUUUUGGUUUCUCCCAUCCAGGUGGCAGUUUUCAUGCAGCAACUGCCAAUAUAUAUUUGAUUCAAGGAGUGAACUCUGCUCAAAUCAUACAGGGUUGUACAGAUUUCUUACUGCUAAUCAGUCAACGCCUCUUGUUUUCGUCGGUUUGAGUUCAGCUGGGAAUAUGGGUUUCAUAAAAAAUCCUAAAGCAUUACUUUGCAUCUUACAAGCUGCUGUUGAAAAGACAAAAUGUAGGUUCAUUCUUCUGACAGCUGGACAUGCACCAUUGGAUAAGGCUCUGCAAGUUGCUGCUGAUACGGGUUCAUCAGUUUUAAGUAAUGGGAUUUCUCUGUGCAAUGGGAAUUUAUUUUGCUUUUCUGGAUCCAUUCCCUACAGUUGGCUCUUCAAAAAAUGCGCUAUUGCUAUCCAUCAUGGUGGUAGUGGAUCCACUGCAGCAGCAUUGAGAGCUGGGAUACCCCAAGUUGUGUGUCCCUUUAUGCUAGAUCAGUUUUACUGGGCUGAAAGGAUGUGCUGGCUUGGAGUAGCUCCAGAACCCUUGAGAAGAAAUCAAUUGCUUCCCGAUAAUUAUGAUGACGUGGGCAUCAGGCAAAGUGCUCACAUGUUAGAGAAUGCUAUAAUUCGUGCUCUUAGUCCUGAUAUGAAAGCACGUGCUAAAGAUAUUUCUGAGAAAAUUUCUCAGGAGAAUGGAGUCUUAGAAGCUGUCAGGAUUCUCAAGGAAGAAAUUGGUUAAUGGUUAUACUGCAAGUGAUGAAAUUCGGUACUUCUUAUCUGUCUAGUCUCCUAAAAGCAUAUAAUGUGGAUAAUGAUCGAGAUUAGAAGCCUGUUUUUCACUCAUCAGCUAGGAGGUGGAGAAUCAUUAUUCAUUGUACACAAACACUAGAAAACACAACGAACAGAAACUCACUUCGACGAAACAGUCAUGAAAGAGCAAGCGCAGAAGUUUCCCAGGAAUAGUAGGGUCAGUAGAAGCUGCUGAUCUCACAGUAUCUCUAACUAUGAACUCUACACCAGGACAUGAAAAUGCAUAGAAUUCCAUGGAAAACCCAUGAGUAAAAGAAGGAAAUCCUAACACAAAUAUUAGCAAAACAUGAAACAAAGUUGUUUUCUGAAGGGUUGAUGGGUAGGAGGUUGAUGGAAGAGUUUUAUUAAGAGACUGACAGAUUGAGAAAAAGGUUGUGGUGAGCUCUUUGUUUCUCUGUAUUAAGAGCUGGCAAGAAUUUAUGGUGGGUUUUUUUCAUUCAUUCCAAUGCUGUACAAGUUGUGUUACUACUGUGAGGUCCAACUACCCUAACUAAUACUGCUAUAUGUGUGUAUAUGCAUACAUCUCUUUUAUGAUGAGUGAAAAAAAGCAUGAUUUUGGGGUUUUUGAUGUUAAAAGUUCAUGGUUUUUGUUUCUA
Molecule: messenger RNA, 2346 nt
Organism: Beta vulgaris subsp. vulgaris (sugar beet)
Lineage: Eukaryota; Viridiplantae; Streptophyta; Magnoliopsida; Caryophyllales; Amaranthaceae
Product: sterol 3-beta-glucosyltransferase
Exons: 4
Coding region: 183-1679 (498 amino acids)
Molecular function (GO): UDP-glycosyltransferase activity
Source: RefSeq, a predicted model, not a curated record